GCUUUUUGAGAUGUGACCUUGAGGGAUGCAGAAUUCCAACAGUAUUCUUAAUUUAGUUCUGAUUGGCUUUCAUCACAGGAAGGGGUCUGUUGUUGAGCUAGUCUAUCCCUCACUGUCAUGUGAUGGUUCUGAUCCUACACAUCUCCCUCAUCCUUGGCGUCAUUUGCCUGCUUUAGCAAUAGCCGAUGGAGCCCAUAACUACACAAAAGAUUGCACAUAUUUCAGCUUACCUUCAAUAGAGAAGAAGGAUGUUGCUGUUUUUGGAAUUGCUUGUUACCGCCAGGCAGACUCAGCUUCGUAUGUUCAACCUAAUCCUGAGAUCACUCGAAACACUGUACAAAAAAGCUUGGUUGUACUAUCGAGAUUUCCACUUUUUAGUUUCAUCGCCCAUCAUCUUACGACAAUAAUUGAUAAUCUGUUUAAAAGCAAAGGUUUUACUCCAGAAAGUCUCCAGAACUCAUAUGAACAAUUAAGUCAUUUUGUAGACACUGUCUUAAGUGAUCCAGUUUCUUACCAAGAUGCACUAUUUUAUAAUCUAAGUGCGUCCAAUUUUGUUCGCGUUUACAAACGUGAUGCAUUAUGUCUAUUCAAAUUACUUUUAUUGGAAAGACGUAUUUUAUUUACUGGAGAUUCUGGCGGAACUCUAUCAAAUUGGAUGUUAACUUUACUCAGUUUGUAUCCAGAUAUGUUACGUAGUGGUUUGUCACAAUGUUCUGUUAUUGAUCCCUCAUGGAUUUCAGAAACAAGUUAUUGGCCUAAUAUGAAUGAUUCCAAUUCAAAUAGCUUUAAUUCUUAUCAGUAUUCAUUAGAAAGAUCAUUAGCUAAGAUCAGUGGACAAGUGUCAGAACAGAAUACAGAUUCAACUCUAAAUAAAGAAGAAGACGUUCAGCUUACUUCAAAUGUUGAUUCCAAGAACUCAGCCAAUAAUAUUGAUCCACAAAGAACUCAUAUAAUAACUGUAUCUGACACCUUACAUACGGAAUCAAAACAAUCUGUAAUAAAUGAGUCAUAUAAAAAAUAUCAAACCAACAAUUUUCUGGAGAAAAUAACUGACGAUUCAAUGUUCAAAUUUUCGUUAAAUUCACCAUUUCCUACUGAUGAUUGGGGAUUUCCUUUAUCUGUAUUUACGAAAUCUUAUUUAGCGCCUAUGUAUAUUCCCCUUGGUUUAAUGGAUAAACUACUAGAACAUUCUAGUCUUCCUAUGUCAUUCAGAUCAAGUAUUAAUUUACCAUCAUCUGGAAAUCAGAUUCUGACUUUAACCGAUCGAUCAGUACGUGGUUUUGUAGCUGGUGCAACCAAUCCCUUACUGCAAUCAAACAAACAACUAACUGAGGUUUUCGUGUUAUCCUUAUCGCCUGUUAAGGAUAUUUGUGAAAACUACUUCCCGCAUUUGUCUGAACUAACCGGUGCAUUUGGAAAAUCGACCUUUGGAAUAGAAACAGAUUCUAUGUCGAGUCUUUCACUGUCUGAAAAUUCAACGAAAACUUCUUAUUCCAUUAAUGUCGAUAGUGAAAAGAAUACACAAAACACGGGAUCCAAAGUUUCAAAUUUUUCACGACCAUUUUCUUUGCCCAAAAGAUCACAACCAAUCAUUCAAAUAAAUUCAGAAAACAUUACUGAUAAGUAUCCUGUCAACUCACGCUCUAUGCCUGUUCCACUGAACCGUGCAUUGCAACUAAGUCGUCCUGAUAGAUUGUUUAUUGAUCAUUUGGUAAUGACUGUCAAUACAUGGUACAGUGCACAAAUAGACUAUUGUCAACAAUUGUCUUCCAAAAAAGGUGAAUUGGUAACAUCCCAUAGCUUUCAUAGAUUAGAUCAAUUGGAUACAGAAACUUUGGAACAGCUCACAUUAAUCCAAAAAACAGCCUUAUUAAGAUUUCCAUCUCACACUAUUUUAGAUGCUUGGAUACGACAACAGUUUUUAAUUUAUUUAAGAGCAUUAUUAUUAUCUGCUCAAGGUUACAAUUCCAAUGCAUCAGACUUUCAGUCAGCCUAUUUAACUUGUUUUCGUUUAACAAGAAAUUUUUUAAUUUGGCGUUAUCAAUUUAUUCCAACUCAAUUGUUUACUGUUUCUAAACCAGAACAAAUUCAUCAUAAUACUUCUGACACCCAAUUAAUCAACAAACCAAUAGAUGAUAAUGUGGAAAUUUUAAAAACAACUGGAGAUUCAUAUAAUUCACAGUUGCAGGACUCAUGUACAACUUCACCAGACUCUGUUGCUGCUGUAGUCUCGCAACAUCCUGGACGUAAACUUGCAGAACCUGAUGAUUGGAAUCAAAUUGCUGGUAGUUUUAAAAAGUUGAGCAACAUGGCUGCUGAUCAAGGUCGGAGACUUGUCAGUCAAAGUGUUGCUGGUCUUAUGAAAUUCGGCAGUAAGUAUUUAAUGUUUUCGGUUGCAAUCAAAGUUAAAUUAUAAAUAAGUACAGUCAGUCAUUGCCAACGUAUAUCAUGACGAAGAUAUAAUUUAUCUUAAGUUUCCAUAAUGCAUUAGCUCGACAAGACGAUAAUAGCACAAUACAUAACAAAAGCAAUUUAAAUAAUGUAGUGGCAGUGAUGAUAAGAAAGACUUAAUAUUGGUAAUGUUUUUCAAAAAGACAGAGUGGAAAGUAUGAAUGAAAAAAUUCUUGAAUUCGCAGUCUUAAUAAAGAUAAAUAGUAAGUAACUUCAUCUAGAAAGAACUGUUGUAAAGACCACUCAGUGAAAAAACUGAGAAAACAUGAAAAUGCGAAAUAGCCCGUAAUAUAUAGAUCUCAGUGAACAUGUAGAAUUAUUAAACCCUUUGUCCCCAUAAUGUGACUUUAAAAAGGAUGCACCCCGCUAUCCUACCGAACAAUUGUCCAGUCCCAUCUUUAAUAAUUCUAUACUACCAUACUGUUGAAUUUCACAUAGGACUAAUUUAGUUAUCAGCUAGUAUGAGAACUAAAUACUGGGUUUGCAAAAGGCGGUCAAUGGUAAAAAAGGCGGUUAUCAAGUUUAAUGAAUGUAGAAGAAAUACCUGCGUGUAGCAGUCGAGAAUGUCAGCUAUCGUGAGCUGGAAUUCAGUGAAGUAUAAAUACCCAUUCAGGCAUGUUCAAAUAGACUCAUUUAGUCUGUUUAUCGCUAAAAGAGGAAGGAGCUCUCGUAAAAAAAUUAUGGUUCUCUGUUUACUUGUUCUUAAGUAUACUAUAAACAUCCAUUCAUAUUUGUGCUCUCGAUUUUCAGACUUACGAUUAACAAAAAAAUUUAGCCUAGAAAUCUUAUUUCCUUUAGGGUGUAAAAUCUUGGAACCGUAUGUUACAUAACUUAUUCUUGCUAUGUCUUUAGGUCCUGCACCUGAUUUUUACGGAUUUUGCCAUCGUAAUUCACCUAGAAAUUUCAGCAGUACUAAAACGUCGAAUAAAGACGGCCCACAAUUCGAUAUAUACCAAUUUCAUUCAAACUGGUUUUGAAAUUAUACACAUUAAUGACUGAUUUAAAAAUUAAUGUUUAAAUUUGUAGAAUUCUUAAGUCUUAAGUACAAAUGAAAAUCCGGACAACUUGUUCGUUUUCGCUGAUUGACAUAGCUCUCACAGUUUUCAUCAGAGCGUAAGUGAAUAAAGUGGAUAAUGCUUCCUUUGUGCACCGAUAUCCUAGGAAAAUCAGACAAGUAUUAUGACGUCUCAGAGUUAUAUGAUAAGCCAGAUCCAAAAGUCGUGGAUACAUAGAUCAUUCGCCUAUCGAAUUCGUUCCGUCUGUCUUUGAGUAUACAGGUACUGUAUGUUCGUUCGAUAUUUGAUUUCUCCUAUGUAGCUGUGCUGUUCAAACGUUAACCAUUGUGUCAUGACAACGACCUUUAAAAGUUGAUAUAAGGCUUUAAAAGUAGUUUUCAAGACUAUCGAAGUUGGACGGCUCCUCUACUUCACAAUUAUCAUAAACCAAAAUGAAGUUAGAAAAUACACGUUUCGUUAUUUUCGGGGAAAGCAUUCUUAAGUGAAUGGUGCAGACUGUCUUCAAACACUUAUUUUUAUGUUUACCUGUUCACUUAUUGCACUAAUUUCCUAUGCACGUGAUUAGAAUGUCCUUAUCACACACUUUCAUUAUGAUAUUGAUUCCUUACACAAUCAACUAGGUUUAUUUCCUCCAAUUACUAGGUGAUUUCAACUCGACAUUUCGUUCAUCUUCACCAUCAAGUUUUGUUUGGAAAUUCUCAGAUGCUCUUAAAUCAGUUGUUUCAAAUCCCAUAUCAAUUAGUUCUCCAAUUCUACCACUUGAAACCACAGGUACCAAAGACGAAUCAAUUUCUCCACAAAUCAAUGUUCCGAAAACUCAGAUACCAGAUAAUAAAAAUUACUUUUAAUACUCAAUGUUGUUCAUUGUUGUAGCUGUGAUAUUUAUUGUGAUAUAUUUUACUUCACAAUGAAGUCCUUCUUUUAAUCAUAUUUUAUAUCAAGCUUUAUCAAUCUCAUGUUUUAUUAUUCCCCAUUUUAUGCAUCGUUUUAUUCUUGUGGUCGUAAAUGCAUUUGUAUGAACGCAAUCUUGUUGUCUAAUUCUUUUACGUCCAGAGUUUUGUUGUACUAAUGUUAUAUUUUGCAAUAAACAUUUGUGUAAUAUAAUAAUA
Molecule: messenger RNA, 4576 nt
Organism: Schistosoma intercalatum
Lineage: Eukaryota; Metazoa; Platyhelminthes; Trematoda; Strigeidida; Schistosomatidae
Source: the annotation of a GenBank genome assembly